GCCGGGCGGCCUGCACAUGCCUUGGCACCCUGCCCCGCUGUGGAGCUGCAGACGGCGGCGGCCCAGCGCGGCAGCGGAGCGGCCCCAUGGCCUCGGGGACGCGGUGGGGCACGGAAAGCCCGGGGGAGCCGGCGGAGGGGCGGCAGAGCCACCCCGGCUCCUGCUACCGGGAGCUCAGCCGCUUCCCUGCCAUCACCCGCGCCGCGCUGGGGGCCGCGGCAGGGGGCCAGGCCUUCCGCCUCUACACCGAGUGCAGCCAGCCGGACCUGCGCCACCGGCGGCUCCUGCACUUCAGCCGGCACUACAGCCUGCAGCGCGCUGCCGGCGGCCUUGCUGCCAGCCGGGCAGCGCUCAGCGCCGAGAUCCGCAACCAGCUCCUCAGCCAGGACUCGCCGUCGGGGCAGCGCCGCGCCGUGCUCACCCGCUGCCCGCUGCAGGGCCACGAGGUGCUGGAGGUGUGGGACGGCGGCGGGCGCAGCCACGGCGUGGACCUGACAGCGCUGGGGAAGCAUGGCAGGGUCUACACAGAGGGGCCCUUCACCUGCCUGGCCUGGUCCCGCUCGGAGACGCGGCUGCUCUACGUGGCCGAGAGGAGCCAGCCCAGGCCACCAAAACCCAGCCCGUGGCUUGUGCCGGGGGCAGCCGGACCAGCAGAGGAGGAGGAGGAUGAGGAGGGCGAGCAGUUCAUGUACCGCGAGGACUGGGGGGAGGCGCUGAGCACCCGCAGCGUCCCCGUGCUCUGCGUGCUGGACAUCGAGGGCAGCAGCGUCACGGUGCUGGAGGGCGUCCCCGAGCACGUCUCCCCCGGCCAGGCUCUGUGGUCCCCGGACGACACCGGCGUGGUGUUCGUGGGCUGGUGGCACGAGCCCUUCCGCCUGGGGCUGAGCGCCUGCUCCAACAGGAGGUCGGGCAUUUUCCAUCUGGAAGUGGCCAGCAGGCGCUGCGAGCUGCUGUCGGCCCAGCCCCGUGCCGCCUGCUCGCCCCGGCUGAGCCCCGAUGGCCGGCGCCUGCUUUACCUGGAGGGGGCCGUGGGAGGGCCCCACCGGCAGUGCCUGCAGCUGCGGAUGCUCACCUGGCAGACGCGGCAGACGGUGACGGUGCUUGACGUGGUGCAGGAGCCCACGGGUGCCUUCACUGGGAUCUACGCCGCAGAGCUGCCGCCGCGGUGCUGGGCAGCCGACAGCCGGCGAGCCCUGCUGGGCACCCCACAGCGGAGCCGCACGGACCUGCUGCUGGUGGACACGGAGGCAGCCGCUGUCACCAACCUCACUGCCGGGUCACCCGAAGGGUGCUGGCAGCUGCUGACCGUGCAGUGGGACCUGCUCGUGGCCACCUGCUCAGCCCCACACCGCCCACCCCGCCUGGUCGUGGCAGAGCUGCCACCGUUGGGUCAGGAGCUGUCCCUGCGCUGGGUGACAGUGGAGGAUGCCCCAACAGUGCCCGGCAUCACCUGGAAAACCCUGAUGGUCCGGCCGCCCUGCAGAGGGCAGAGCCCUGCUCCGCACGGCACCCAGCCCUUCGAGGCGCUGCUGCUGAGCCCACCGGGCAGCAUGGCACCGCACCCCCUCGUUGUGUGUCCCCACGGUGGCCCUCACGCCGUCUUCGAUGCCCGCUGGCGCCCGAGCAUGGCCGCACUGUGCCGGCUGGGGUUCGCCGUGCUCCUGGUGAACUACCGCGGCUCCCUGGGCUUCGGGCAGGCCAGCAUCGACUCCCUGCUGUCCCGCGUGGGUGAGCAGGAUGUGGCGGACACACAGCUGGCAGUGGAGCAGGCGCUGCACAGCGAGCCCCUCGACUCACGCCGCCUGGGGUGGGGGGCUGAGCACCCACCCCUGCUCGUGCCGCAGGUACGGGCGCCGGUGCUGCUGUGCGUGGGUGCCCGGGACCGGCGGGUCAGCCCCACGCAGGCGCUGGAGCUGUACCGGGUGCUGCGGGCCAGCAGGGUGCCGGCACGGCUGCUGUGGUACCCGGAGGGCGGCCACGCGCUGGCAGGCACAGAGACGGAGGCCGAUGUUUUUGGGAACUGCGCCCGCUGGUUCCUCCAACACCUGAGACAGCCCCGGCACAGCCCCUAGCACCUGCAGCGGCCCUGUGGCCGUGCUGGCCUUGGAGUGACCGGGGGUCCUGGGGAGGGCACCGGGACCACAGGAGAACGGAGCAAGUGGCGGCACAGGAUGGAAAUGGGGAUGUGGGCUUGCCUCUAAAUAAACGUGUGCCACCUCGUG
Messenger RNA from Oxyura jamaicensis (ruddy duck), 2222 nucleotides. Its product is annotated as acylamino-acid-releasing enzyme-like. The transcript is spliced from 20 exons. NCBI's taxonomy places the organism in Eukaryota, Metazoa, Chordata, Aves, Anseriformes, Anatidae. Gene Ontology annotation, molecular function: serine-type endopeptidase activity. Gene Ontology annotation, biological process: proteolysis. The record is from RefSeq and is a predicted model, not a curated record. The coding region runs from base 87 to 2072 and encodes 661 amino acids.